This is a messenger RNA of Platichthys flesus (European flounder), 7771 nucleotides long. Its product is annotated as remodeling and spacing factor 1-like. The transcript has 16 exons. Gene Ontology annotation, biological process: regulation of DNA-templated transcription. The coding region runs from base 21 to 6545 and encodes 2174 amino acids. The record is from RefSeq and is a predicted model, not a curated record. Gene Ontology annotation, cellular component: RSF complex. NCBI's taxonomy places the organism in Eukaryota, Metazoa, Chordata, Actinopteri, Pleuronectiformes, Pleuronectidae.
UUCACACUGGAGUGGAAAAGAUGGCUGCUUCGGCGGCAACGGCGAGUUGUCCCCCGGGUUUGAGUCCGAAUUACGCCGUAAUCUGCUCCUUCCUCGAGCGGUACGGAGCCUUGCUGGACCUGCCGGAGCUCACCUUCCCGCAGCUGGAGCGAUGUCUGCAGGACACCGCCGCAGUCCCGAAGCUGCUGGUCGAUCUUCACGUGAAGCUGCUGAGGAAGAUCGGCAAGUCGGUGUCAGCAGACCGAUGGGAGAAAUAUCUCGUCAAGGUGUGUCAAGAGUUCAACGCAACAUGGGCGUGGGAACUGGAAGAGAAGGGAUACAAGGAGAUGACGUUAGAGAGCAAGACGGCAAUACUUAAAUAUUUGUGUGAGUGUCAGUUUGAUGAAAAUGUCAAGUUCAAAACCGCCAUCAACGAGGAGGACCCAGAUAAAAUGCGGCUGCAGCCGAUCGGCCGAGACAAAGACGGUCAGAUGUACUGGUUUCAGCUGGACCAGGAGGACAACGUGCGCGUUUACAUUGAGGAGCAGGACGACUCGGACGGGUCCUCGUGGAAAUGCAUUGUCAGAGAACGAAACGACUUGGCCGAGGUUGUGGCGCUGCUGAAGACGCAGAUCGACCCCGAGCUGUUGAGAAGAGACGAGUUGAAAAAGGAAAACAAUCCCGAUGGUGAAGGGGACAAAAAAGGUGAAGCUAAAAAGUCUGACAGCUCAUCAGAUGAAGACCACAAAGACCCCAACAAAGCUGCUUGUCUGGUUCCACCAAAGACGGAGGACAAUGAGAAAGAAACGCAGAAAGAGAACUUGAAAUCAGAAGCUUCUGAGGUCAAAUCUCUCAAUGGCAUCAUCGAAAGCAAAAGUGAAGCAGAACUUCUUUCAGAAAACUUCGGUACAAAAGCCCAGAGCAUCAAAGAAGAGCCGAUGGAGGUGACAGACAUUAAAACAGCGACGUGUGAACCGGCCUCUGUAUCGUCAUGUUUAUCAGUGAAGGCAGAAAAAGGCGAGGAGGUGAAGAGGAUCAGCGCAGAGGAGAUUCAACAGGCUCUGAAUAACGACCAGCAGGCCAAAAUCCCCCUGAAGAAGAGAGGAAUGAAGUUUACUGAAGACUUUGAGAAAACCCCCAUUAACACGGUGCAAACGCCGUCUGUGUCGCAGGUCAGAGACGUUCCCAAAGGAGACUUGACUCCCAAAGGUGACGCUGCGCCCAAAGGCGACGCUGCUCCCAAAGGAGAAGCUGCUCCUAAAGGUGAAGCCGCUCCUAAAGGUGAAGCUGCUCCUAAAGGUGACGCUGCUCCCAAAGCCGACACUGCUCCCAAAGGAGAAGCUGCUCCCGAAGGCGACGCUCCUCCCAAAGGCGACGCUCCUCCCAGAGGCGACGCUCCUACCAGAGGAGAAGCUGCUCCCAGAGGAGAAGCUGCUCCCAGAGGAGAAGCUGCUCCCAGAGGCGACGCUGCUCCCAGAGGCGACGCUGCUCCCAGAGGCGACGCUGCUCCCAGAGGCGACGCUGCUCCCAGAGGCGACGCUGCUCCCAGAGGCGACGCUGCUCCCAGAGGCGACGCUGCUCCCAGAGGCGACGCUGCUCCCAGAGGCGACGCUGCUCCCAGAGGCGAAGCUGCUCUCAGAGGCGAAGCUGCUCUCAGAGGCGACGCUGCUCCUAAAGGAGACGCUGCUCCCAGAGGCGACGCUGCUCCCAAAGGAGACGCUGCUCCCAGAGGUGACGCUGCUCCCAGAGGUGACGCUGCUCCUAAAGGCGACGCUCCUACCAGAGGCGACGCUGCUCCCAGAGGCGACGCUGCUCCCAGAGGCGACGCUGCUCCCAAAGGCGACGCUGCUCCCAAAGGCGACGCUGCUCCCAAAGGAGAAGCUCCUCCCAAAGGCGACGCGGCCUCGAAAGGUGACACGGCUCCCAAAGGCGAUGCUGUUCCCAAAGGAGAAGCUGUUCUUAAAGGCGUCGCUUCUCCCAAAGGAGUUGCGGCUCCUAAAGGCGAAGCUGUUCUUAAAGGCGAAGCUGUUCUUAAAGGCGAUGCUGCACCCAAAGGCGAUGCUGGUCCCAAAGGAGAAGCUGUUCUUAAAGGCGUCGCUUCUCCCAAAGGAGUCGCGGCUCCUAAAGGCGAAGCUGUUCUUAAAGGCGAAGCUGUUCUUAAAGGCGAAGCUGUUCUUAAAGGCGAUGUUGCACCCAAAGGCGAUGCUGCUCCCAGAGGCGAUGCUGCUCCCAAAGGAGAAGCUGUUCUUAAAGGCGUCGCUUCUCCCAAGGGAGUCGCAGCUCCUAAAGGUGAUGCGACUCCAAAAGGAGAUGCUGUUCUUAAAGGCGACGCUGCUCCCAGAGGCGACGCUGCUCCCAAAGGAGUCACGGCUCCUAAGGGCGAUGCGACUCCCAAAGCCGACACUGCUCCCAAAGGAGAAGCUGCUCCUAAAGGCGACGCUGCUCCUAAAGGUGACGCUGCUCCUAAAGGAGAAGCUGUUCUUAAAGGCGACGCUGCUCCUAAAGGUGAUGCUGCUCCUAAAGGCGAAGCUGCUCCCAAAAGAGUCGCGGGUACUAAAGGCGAUGCGACUCCCAAAGGAGUCGCGGGUCCUAAAGGCGAUGCGACUCCCAAAGGAGUCGCGGGUCCUAAAGGCGAUGCGAUUCCCAAAGGAGAAGCUUUUCUCAAAGUCGACGCUGCCGCCGACAAAGAAAAGACGACUAACCCUUCUGUGGUUAAACCUGUAGAACCAAGAGAAAAUGACUCAACGUCCACGGAAAAAAAGGCGAAGGAUAAAAAAGAUGAAGCCUGCAGUGCAAAAGUUACGGAGGAGGUCACAUCACACCAGGAGAACUCUGAUAAGAGAAAUCUAGAAAAAGAAAACGACGCAGCAACGGAAAAGAAAGAAGUACACAAGUCCCCUCCUCCACUAAAAGGAGAAUCACCAGCUCUACCUAGAGACGUAAGAAAUGCACCGGAGGAGUCGUCUAAUCACAAAGAGUGUCAGAAGACGAAAGAGAGCCCUGGCGGUACAAAAGAAUCUUCUGCUGCAUCAUUAAAGGAAACUGAUAAAACAUUAACAACCGAUGAGUCAGAGAAACUGAAUUUAAAUCAUGAGGCCACGUCCAAAGACCCAGAAUCAAAAGAUUCGCAGAAGAAACCAUCCUGUGCAGACGCAUCAGAGUCGAGUCAGACUGGAAAAACAGAAGAGACGUCAAACAGAACAGAAAACAUAAACCGAGCUGUGAGCGAUAAAGAUGCUAAAGAAUCCGAAACAUCUGUGACCUACACAGAGAAAUCAGACAAAUUGGCAACAAAAGCAACUCCAGGAGUCAUUAAAACAACAGAGACGCAGGCUGCCGGCAAAGAUCCUCCAAAGAAACCUGAUUAUUCUGAAAACACAGAGUCCCAGUCCAUCAUUAAAAAGACAGAAACAGUAAAGGACGGUGACGAGGCAGAGGAUCGGGAAGUCACACAAACUUCUACUGUCAUUAAAAAGGUGGAUAAGAAAACAGUCAGUGAGAAAUCAGAGGAAAAACCCGACCUCAAGGAGAGUGCAAAGUCUUCUGUUAUCAAAGCGCUUGAUAAAUCAGAAUCGUGUAAACCGGCCAAGAAGCAGCCGAGUGCAACGGUCGCUGAGACGAAGCCAGAGGAAAACAGUCAAGCCUCUAAAAAGCUCAACAAGACAGAGAAGCCGGAGGACACAAAGAAAACUGUCAACAGUGAGGACAAUAUGAUCCACGAUGUCCCCAAGAUAAGCGAAUCCACGUCAGAGCCCAUGGAGGUCCAGGCAGCGGCCGUUAAACAGGAUCUGACAAAUCCCCGAGAGGAUGACAGGACGAAGAAGAACUCUGUCCAACAUGAAACGAAAGAGAAAACGUCUGAAGGAAAAGAUAAACCUCCCAGUCCUGUCGAGAAAACUGACCUCGCUGCGGAAAAGGAUAAAAAGCCCAACAGAAAAGAGGAGAAGAAGUCUGAAGAACCGUCAAAGCCAAUGGAGAGAGAGCAGCCGUCGUCAGAAACUAAAACGGAUUCUGACAAGAAAAGUGAAAAAGACGCAGACAGGGAAAAGCUCACAGACGACCCUGCGAAAAUCCUCAGUCAAGACAAAGCAAUUAAAGAAGAUUCUACGAUAGAUAAAACCUCAACAACCGAUAAAGCAAAGGAGGAGAAACCGGUGCAUAAAGAAAGUGAAAAAUUGACCAAAAUGGAGAAAUCUGGAAGCAAAGAAGCUGAAGCUGAAGCCGAAUCCUCGACUGGAACUGAAAAGCCGGCUCAUCCGAGCAAAGAAACGCCAACCGAUAAACCCACAGACGAGGAAAGUAAGAGCAAAACUGAAGAGGAGGAUUCAAACACUAAAAAGGAGGUGGCGAACGGCAGCGAGGCUCCAGCUGGCGAUCUGGAGGCAGCGAUUCGCCGAAAACGCAAGCGUCCUGCCCACCGAAGGAGAGUCGUGGUGAAGAUAGUGGAGCGGCAAGAGGACUCAGAGUCCGACACAAACACGGGGAGAUCUCUCCGAAGGUCACCCAGGAUCUCCAGGCCGACACCGAAGGUGGUGGAGAUCACCGACAGGAAGUCGGAGAAAUCGCAGGCGACUCCGCCAACAGAGAAGGAAGAGGACGAUAAGGCCGAGAAAGACGAGGACGAGGAGGAAGAGGAAGAUGCGGUGAAGGUUGUCCAGAAGAAACCGAGAGAGAAAAAGGUGGAUCCGGAGGGUCAGCUCAAACCAAAGGGGCGAAGGAGACGGAAGGUUCGCUGGUCGAACACUCGAACACGCCGCAAAAAGAAAAGCUCCGAAGACGAGGAGGAACACAGCGGAGAGGAAUCCAGCGAGGAGGCGGAGAGCGAGGAUGAGGACGACAGCGACGAAGACUACAAGGUGGAGCGGGGGAAAAGGAGGCGGAACCGGAUCCGAGAGAGGCGGAGCUCGGACUCCUCCACGUCCUCGGACGACGACCUACCUCCGAACGACGACCCCUGCAAACACUGUGGUCUUCCAAAUCACCCCGAGCUGAUCUUGUUGUGCGACUCAUGCGACAACGGCUACCACACAGCGUGUCUGAGGCCUCCGCUCAUGAUCAUCCCCGACGGAGAAUGGUUCUGUUCUCCCUGUCAACAUAAGCUGCUCUGUGAAAAGCUAGAGGAGCAGCUUCUGAACCUCGACGCCUCUUUGAAGAAGAAGGAACGAGCGGAGAGACGGAAAGAGCGUCUGAUUUACGUUGGAAUCAGUCUGGAGAACAUCAUCACACCCUCAACAGAGGUGGAGGAGGAGAAACCGGAGAUCAAAAUCAAAGAGAAGAAAGAAGUGAAGAGGAGUAAGAGCUGGGGUCGGAGGUCAACGAGGACAAAGAAAAACAUCAGCUACAGAUUUGAUGAAUUCGACGAGGCGAUUGAGGAGGCGAUCGAGGAAGACCUGAAAGAAGCAGAGGGUGGAGGAGCUGGUCGAGGUAAAGACAUGGCCAACAUCACAGGAGGCCACAGAGGAAAGGACAUGUCCGUCAUCCUUCAAGCGGAUGAGGAGAACAAGGAGAACGGCCGCCCGCCACCAAUCAGCUCCGCUCAGCGCAAGAGGAAGCGCCGGCGACUCAACGACCUGGACAGCGACAGCACCGUGGACGAGGAGGAAAGCGAGGACGAGUUCCGCAUCAGUGAAAGCUCAGAAGAAGAAUUUGUGGUUUCGGAGAACGCGUCGGAGGCAGAAAUCGACUCCAACAACAGCGACUUCGGCAGCAAUGGCAGCGGCAAGCGUCACACUUCCUCACGGAAGAGGAAGCCACCGAAACGACGAAUGAGCUCCCGAAAGCGACGAAGGCCGAGAGGGUACUCAGACGAUGAAGAGGAGGAGACGGAUGUGGACGAGGACGAUGAUAUGGCGACUGAAGGCUCCAGUGAGUUCAGCGACAGUGAUCUUGAUAUGAGUCGACGUCGGUCUCGGCGGAGUCAGAAGAAGCAGGUGAACUACUGCGAGACGUCGGAGUCUGACGGAUCUCGGGCCAAACCCAAACGGGCGACAGUAAAACCUAGACAUGCCCGGGACAGUUCAGAGAGUGAAGCGAGUUCCUCCAGAGACUCUGAAGAGGAGCCGAGGGCGAAGAGGGUGAAGAGGAGAGCCGACUCCUCGGAGGAGGACACACGGCAGCGUCACAGACGUGUGGCACUGAAACGCAGGAGAGCAUCUGAGGACGACUCGUCGGACGACUCGUCAGACGACUCAUCGGAGGAGGAUCGUCCCGUCCGCAAACGGGUGAACCGCAUCGAUUCGGACGAUGAUGACGAGGAGGAGGAGAAACCAAAAGAGAAGAAACCUGAGGAGGAGAAGAAACCCGAGGAGGAAUCAAAGGGAACAAAACCGUCGGACUGCAACGCGGUGGAGCCGCCGCCCACCAACGGACAGAGCACGGUAAAGAACGUCGAGGGCGUCAUCAGCCGAGCCGCUGCUCCAGGUGUCCCCCCCCAACAGGAGCCGCCCAAAACCGCCAUGGCACCAAACGGCGUGGCUGGCCAGGAGAUGGCAGCGCAGGAGGAUGACGAAGACGACCUGUUAGGAGUCACAGACCUAGUGGACUACGUCUGCAACGAAGCAUUGUAAAAAAAAAAAGAAAAUGGUGUACUGUUUCAUUUUUUUGUGGUAUUGUAUUUUUAUAUUGCUUAACUUUAUUAUUCCCUCCCCACCAACACGUCCUCGUCCUUCUUACUCGUGUCACGUGGAGCUUGACUCUCAGAAACCUCCGCCGCAGUAAGAACUGGAUCUUUGUCGCCAGUCUGUCCCUGUGGGAUUGUUCAAUAACCAGUAAGGGCACCGACUCGAGACUCAUUCACAGGGUAACGAUCAUCGUACCUGCAGACCACCCACAGCAUCCAGCUCCACUGCCAAACUACUUCCUCUAGAACUGUGUCACUCGUCACAUCCACCUGUUUCCUGUUUUUUUUUUUAACCCCACGUCCAGGACUACGACCAGUUCAACUGACCCAACGACGCGCCGGGAGAACUGGCACCGAAACUGGUUGUGUUGAAGAUUUGUCGUUUUUCUUGAAACGACUGGGACUUAACAUUUUCUUGGUGAGAAGCAGAAAAUCAUUCCAUGAAUUACACAAAGUUCUUGGCAUCAAACAUGAAUUAUAGAUUUUAAAAUGUUACCUCUUCAAGGCCCAACUUUUUAAACGAUGUGCUUAUCGGCUCACCGGCACCGUUGAGACGAGAAGAUCGAUACCACGCUCAUGUCCGUCAGUUUAAUGUGAGGCUAGCAGCUGUUAGCUUAGCACCAAGACUCUUUUAAUGCGGUACAAAGAAGGUACUUUUUCACUGGUCGGACCACAGAGAGAACCAUGCUAUGCUAACAGUAGCUAGUGGGUGCUUACUAAAACCCACAGAGUGCUGUACUGGGUCGGAACCAGUGACGUUAAGAUGCAAACCAGACGUGAAUAUGAGAUUAAACAUUAAGUUUCACAUUUAAAGCAACAGCGCCCUCUGCAGGUUCACGUGGUGACUGAUUCUGUGUUCGAGUGGUUUUCAAGUCCAUCGUAAGUUAAGUUAAGAUCUGACUGCGUAUCUAAAUAAUGUGAAACACAACCGGUCAGUGGAUAUUACCCACAAUCCCCUGCUUCGUGAACCUGUUCCGUGAAUACAGGUGAUAAUCUGACCGAGUGUGUGUCUGUUCCCCCAUCAGUUGCUAUUUGUGGUCUGCCGAGCAAACACCACUUUGACUUUCAUGUGUAGUGUGUGUGUGUCCUCGGCUGGUUUGUCGAGUGAACGCAGCAGUUACACAUCCAAACACUGUGUUAACAAAGGCUUUGGACUGGAGGGGGGGGGGGGGG